UGAAGACUUGUCUGGUCAAAUGGGGUUCAGCAAAGCUAUGAACUCGUUCUAUUUUUCUCUAUUGGCCUUUCUAUCUUCCAUUGCACUGACUAAUAGAUACAUGACUAAACAAGAUACGAGGUAUGAAAGACUGAUAGAUACGUGGCACGAAAAAUUCUUACGUGACUAAACAAGACUAGCACUCAAGACAACCACAACAUCAAGAUGUCGGGCGCUAAAGCUCCCCCAGAGUACAACAACACUUAUGGCUCUUUAGUCCAUCUCCAGAAACAUCCCUCAAGCAUAUGCGCCAGUAUGAGUGGGUGCGUGCACUUGCUUGAGGGAUUUUCACAAGGAUGAACUCGGGAGAGGUCUAAGGCACCCAAAUGGGGGUGAUGUUACAGAGAAUCAGCAUCGUUUUCAAUUAUGAAAGACAAUCAAAAGCUGUGCACUCCUGUUGCAGUGCAGGCUUCUUCUUCAACAACUUCAAAAAAGAAGUAUCUCCACUAGAAUCCUGCGCGAAGUGAUCAGGGGUGUACUCUCAUACCUCUAAUAUUAUGCUGAGACGGAUAAAAAGGUGUGCCAGCCGAUCUGGGUGGCGAAGGUGCAUUAUAUUUCUUGCUUUGUUCGCAUCGCGUAGUAGUAUCUCUCUCUCCGUGUAGAAUUUGUAAAAGUAGGACUUUACUUGCACUUGGCAAACUGAAACACCACCAGCACCAUUCCACUACCUCCAACCACCAUACAUUUCCAUUACCUCCAUUGUUUUCAUUACAGAAAGGAAAGCCAAACGAUAUCCUGCAGUGUAUUCUCUUUUCCGCCGAUGCGGAAUGUACGAAACUUAGAGGGCGAUCGACGGAGCGAGAUGGUAUUAUCAUCACAAAACCGAUCAGCAGUCGAUGUCGAUGACUACCUUUUUUUCUCAUAUUCAUUUUAGUCAGAUGAUUGCUCCUCAAGAACAUAUAAUAUCGCUUUUGACUGCAUGCAACGCCACCCAUAGCGACACUCCAAGGUCAACCCAUGAAUCCACACCAUCACAGAAUACGUACGCUAUUGCAGUAGCUACGCAUACGCGGACGACAUUUAA
Amoebophrya sp. A25 is the source of this 1063-nucleotide messenger RNA. The record is from the annotation of a GenBank genome assembly. Lineage: Eukaryota; Dinophyceae; Syndiniales; Amoebophryaceae.